Gadus morhua (Atlantic cod) is the source of this 2318-nucleotide messenger RNA. RefSeq names its product doublecortin domain containing 2B (gene dcdc2b). Gene Ontology annotation, cellular component: microtubule; microtubule organizing center. Lineage: Eukaryota; Metazoa; Chordata; Actinopteri; Gadiformes; Gadidae. The coding region runs from base 233 to 1981 and encodes 582 amino acids. The transcript is spliced from 17 exons. Gene Ontology annotation, biological process: intracellular signal transduction. The record is from RefSeq and is a predicted model, not a curated record.
AUUCUCUUGUUCUCUCUCUCCCUCUGGCUUUUGUUGUGGUUGCGGCCGCUGAUGGUUUGGCCCACAAAGCCAGUCUUUGCUGGCCCUGCUGCCAUGGCAACCAGGAAAUACUCAACAGUCGUCAGUGGAGUGGUGUGUGCCCGUGUCUAUGUAUAUGUGUGUGUGUGUAUUCGUGGGAGAAAGAGAGACUCCGAGAGAUAGGAGCCUGGCGUGUCCAGACAGACUACAAUAGAUGGCAGAAGCUAACAGCGGAGGGACAUCCCUCCUCCCCCCAGUGAAGAGUGUGGUGGUCCACAGGAACGGAGACCCCUUCUACUGCGGGCGAAGGUUUGUGGUCAACCAGCGACAGGUGGCCACCAUGGAAGCCUUCUUAAACGAGGUGACCCAGAACAUAGGGGCUCCCCUGGCCAUCCGGAACCUGUACACCCCCCGGCAGGGUCACCGGGUGGGCCACUUCCAGGACCUCCACACCGGAGGGCACUAUGUCGCUGCUGGCUUUGAGCGCUUCAAGAAAUUAGAUUACCUGAAUACAGGAUUGAAAAAAACUUUCGUUGCCCGUGAAGGAACUCAGGCAAGAGUAAACCAGAGGCCCAACGUCUCAGCCAAAUGGAGAAAGUUCAUACCAAUACCUUGCAUCAUACAUGUUUUCCGUAAUGGUGACCUGCUGUGCCCACCGUUCCGGUUCAUCAUCCCCCGCAGCAUGCAGCAUGACCUGGAGCAGGUCCUCCGCAUGGUCACUGAGAAGGCCAGCCUACGGACGGGGGCGGUACGCAGGUUGUGUUCUAUGGAUGGAGCCACCGUGACCAUGGGGGAAAAGCUGGAGACGGGCCAGUGCUACGUCGCCGUGGGAACCGAGAGGUUCCGGAAGCUUCCGUACGUCGAGUUGUGGCUUUCAAAAGUGCAGAGAAAUAAACGGAUGGAAAAAAGAGCUGAGAUGAUGAAGCCAGCAACUGGUCCUGUGGAAAGGUUCAGUGACUUCGCUCUUCUGGAUUCACCGCUGGCCGACGGUCGCAGGGUGAAGUCAUCGGGGGACGAGGCCACGGAGGCAGGAAACCCCCCAGCGAAUCAGGGCAGGGUGAUGGCUGAGGAUCCCGUCAGGAUCCAUAGGGACCGGGGACAACCCAGGGUACCGGUCCGCAACAGACCAGAGCAGACCAACGGCUCGCACUACAAGGCAGGCAGGAGGCGCAGGGAGGAGGUGCGAGGAGCCCAGGAGGUGCCAGAGGAUGAGAACACGCACACAGAGCUUCCUGUGGACCAGAGAGUAGCAGAAGUGGUGGAGGAUGAAGAGAAAAGCCAUGAUGCUGAUGUUCAGCCUCAGAACAACGAGAAGCUAAUAAAUGGAAAGAUGAUGACAACAGAUGGCUCACCAGAGCACCUCAGAUCAAGCACGCCCCCGCAAAGAGAUUCCAGCAUACAUUUUCAAAAUGAAACUCAACUAUACCAGAUAUACAAAUGGAAAUCCCUUGACUCCACGGAACCCCAUCUUUGUCACCAGAGAGUAGCAGAAGUGGUGGAGGAUGAAGAGAAAAGCCAUGAUGCUGAUGUUCAGCCUCAGAACAACGAGAAGCUAAUAAAUGGACAGAUGAUGACAACAGAUGGCUCACCAGAGCACCUCAGAUCAAGCACGCCCCCGCAAAGAGCUUCCAGCAUACAGUUUCAAAAUGAAACUCAACUAUACCAGAAGCAUCCAGAGAUGACCAACAUGAACAAAGUGCAAGAAGCUGAGCAGCACAAUGGCCCCCAGGCUGAUCUCGGGCAAGAACAAACGGCUGCCAUCCCAAGGGUGUCUUCCUCCACAUCCCUGGCCUCAAGAAGUGGACAGGUCGAAGAGAAAAAUAGGGCAGUGGAAGGAUACAGAUCAAGACCACAAUCCCCAAACUCAAAGGAGUCUUUACCAAAGUUCCAAGCAGACAUAAUGGAAACAUCCGAUGCACCAGUGACCAAAAACGGAGGUCCUAUCAACCAAAUAACUACCUAAAAUGUACUGUGUGAAUAACGAUGACAACUGAGUGCAAAGUAUGAGCCGUAUACCUACAACGACCUACACUGGUUAACGAAUAUUCAUGGCCGUGUGAAGUAUAUCUAAAACACAAUACUGUGUGAGACCGAUGACUUUAUGUUACAACUGUGACGCAGCUAUUGACUGGGAAAUAGAGAGUUGCUGAAUAUUCAUUUAUUACAUUAUACAUUCAUAUAUAUUAAACAAAAUGCAUACAGAAUGCCCAAAUAACCUUUUUAUGGAAAUAAACAACUGUUCAGCAGGGCCCACCACAUAGCAAAAGCAAAAAAUAUACAUAAAAAAUAUACCUAUGUUA